UUUGUCCCAUAUUAAUGAAUAAAAGUAUUUUUAUUGCAAGAUGCCAAAUAAUAGUUGUAAUUUACUAAAUUUGCUAUCAUCGUUCAUGCCUGGAUACAUUUUUGACUUCUUUCAACUACCAAAGCAACAAGAGAAUUUCUUUGCCUUCUUUAUCAGUUUCUGUAAUUUUGUAGGUGCUUCUCCAAUGAAAUGUUAUGGGUGAAGUUUAUUUUGAUCGAACUCUAUGUCCUCAGUCCACAUUUGGGUCUCGAUCUCAUCGUAGUUCUAUUUGAAACAAUCUCAAUCUGAAUAUCAGACUGAAAAUGUAGAUUAACAUUUUCGAUUGAACAAUCAAACUGUUAAUGAAUACCCAAAGAGCUUUAGCUUGACCCAUUCGAUUUGUUAAGUGUAUCUCCGAGGAUUCUAAAGGAAGUCCUCGGAGGUACACUUAACAAAUCUUCUGAAUCUUCCGGAUGUCGGGGAUUCUCCUAAGAAUCGGGCAGAAAUUCACUUCUUUCUGGAUUCUCCGAUUGUCGAUGAUGGUUCAGUGAUUCGGGCUAAUUCCACUGACUUCUGGAUAUUUUGGAUUGACUGUGGGAUGAAAUAACAUUUGUUCAUCUCUUAUAGCCCAUUAGUGACCAGUGGAUAAAACUCACGGUUUUAUCCACUUAGUCAUUCCAUUCGGGUUGCAGGUUUGCACCUGACCAACCGGCUGGCCAUGUGGAAACCGGGAAAACAGGAAGACAAAAAUCAGUUUAAUAUUUAAGUAAAGAUCUUCAAAUAUAUAAAGGAAAAGGUGUGUAUAAAAAUUAUAUAUUAGAUAAAAAAGCAAUUCAAACAAAUAAAAAAAUAAGUAGAUUAAUUAAGUUUUUUAAAGAUAAACAAAUUUCUAUUAUAAAAGCAGAUAAAUCUUAUGCACUUAUCAUUAUUAAAAAUUCAGAUUUACAACAAAAGAAAAGACAAAUAGUAACUACAGAUGAAUAUGAAGUUUUACCUAGUGAUCCAACAGAAGAUAUUAAAAAGAAACUGAUUAAAUUAAUGAAAACAUAUAGAAAAGAAUUUACAAGUAAUGAAUUUAAGAAGAUCGUCAAUUUUAAUAAUGUACGUAUUCCACAACUUAAUAUUCGACUUAAAACCCACAAGAUUGGACAGAUUUUUAGACCUUUAGUAGAUUUUAAAUAUUCAGUAUUGUAUAAUUUAGAAUAUUAUAUAAAAAAUUAUUUGCAGUGUAUCCCCGACUCUAAAUAUACUAUAAAAAAUGCAGAUCAAUUGAUCUCAAGAUUAAUGCAAGGUCAAAGUAAAGACACUUAUAGAUUUUUAAGUCUGGAUAUAAAAUCUAUGUAUCCUUCAAUAAAUUGGAAUUUUAUUAUGGAAAGUUUAAGUAAAUAUGAUUUACCUUGUUAUAUCUUAGAAUUUAUUCAGUUUACUUUUAAAAAUAAUUACUUUAAAAUAUCUACAGAAUAUUAUCGCCAAAGAGACGGGAUCGCAAUGGGAUCAGUAAUUGGCCCAAAGCUUGCCGAUAUUUGUAUGGCAUCAAUAGAUGAAAAAAUCUUCCAGUACCAAGGUAUUGUUUUUUAUACUAGAUAUGUGGAUGACAUAUUAGUUUUGUACGACUCAAAUAACGUUACAGCUGAAAAUAUCAAGGAUUAUGCAAAUAGUUUAAAUAAGAACAUUAAAUUUACUUAUGAAGAAGAAAAAAAUUAUGAAAUUAAUUAUUUAGAUGUAAUAAUCACAAGAAAAAAUGAAACAUUGCUGUUCCGAAAAUACGAAAAAAUAUGUAAUAAUAAUAAGGUGAUUAAUUACAAGUCAUAUUCUUCUAUAGGAAUAAAAAGAAAUGUUUUUUUGAUGGAAUUAAAGAAAAUAUUUAAUAGAACAACUUUAAAAAAAUAUAUUGAAAUUGAAACUAAGAAUCUUUUUAAAAAAUAUUUAUUGAAUGACUAUCCACAACAGCUUAUACCAAAUGAAAAACAAUCGAAGAAUCCUUUAGAAGUUGCAGAAGUCGUAUAUGAAUUGAUGUGUACGUGCACAGAACGGAAAAGCUACGUUGGAGAAACAGGAAGAAAACUGGAAGUGAGGCUAAAGGAGCAUGAGGCGGCAAUUCGAUUGAACAGAACUGAAUCCCCGUGGCAACAACACUGCAGUAUUAAAAAUUGUCUUAUUGAUCGUAGUAAUAUUAAAAUUUUGUAUAAAGAAAAAAAUUUUGUAAAAAGACGCAUCAUAGAACAUUACUGUAUUAAAGAACAUGCAAAUUGUAUAAAUUUAAAUACCGGAGCAUAUGUCGAUGCAUGCUGGGAUAACUUGAUAAACUAUAAUAGUACUGGCAACUUGACAGUGUAAUAUCUACUGAAGAGGCUAAAAU
This is a messenger RNA of Centruroides sculpturatus (bark scorpion), 2338 nucleotides long. RefSeq lists its product as uncharacterized. The record is from RefSeq and is a predicted model, not a curated record. The transcript is spliced from 2 exons. Lineage: Eukaryota; Metazoa; Arthropoda; Arachnida; Scorpiones; Buthidae. The coding region runs from base 1018 to 2316 and encodes 432 amino acids.